AUGUCCCAACUGAAGCAAAUGUCACACAUAGACAGUGCCCCUUCGACCCCAGGAAAGUUCAAGAUGGACAAAGCCUCGUACUUCAACCGCGUUCGGUGGCACACUUCCCUGGCGAAGCUCGCCGUGUGGUCAUUCGUGUUUUUGGGCGCGAUCUUGAUCUUCUUUUUUAGGUCGCCGGCGUCGUCGCCGGUGCCGGCGGACCUCUCCCGAAGGUCACUGAGGACCUACAACUGGGGCGGACCCGUCUGGGAGAAACGGGUCCGAGCCUCUGCCCGGGUCCGGUCCCGAAACGGGUUUGCCGUUUUGGUCACCGGAGCUGCCGGCUUUGUCGGCACCCAUGUCUCGGCGGCGCUGAAACGCCGCGGAGAUGGAGUUCUGGGAAUUGACAAUUUCAAUGACUAUUAUGACCCUUCACUGAAACGUGCUCGCCAGUCCCUUUUGGAGCGCACUGGCGUGUACAUAGUUGAGGGUGAUAUCAAUGAUGAAGCACUAUUGAGGAAGCUUUUUGAGGUUGUUCCUUUCACUCAUGUGAUGCACUUGGCUGCUCAGGCUGGUGUGAGGUAUGCCAUGGAGAAUCCUGGCUCUUAUGUGCAUAGCAACAUUGCUGGUUUUGUGAAUUUGCUUGAGGUUUGCAAGAGUGUGAAUCCACAACCUGCUAUUGUGUGGGCAUCUAGUAGCUCAGUUUAUGGACUUAACACUAAGGUUCCAUUCUCUGAGAGGGAUAGGACUGAUCAGCCUGCUAGUUUGUAUGCUGCCACCAAGAAGGCUGGUGAAGAGAUUGCUCACACUUACAACCAUAUCUAUGGUCUUUCAUUGACUGGCUUGAGGUUCUUCACUGUUUAUGGCCCUUGGGGUAGGCCUGAUAUGGCUUACUUCUUCUUCACUAGGGAUAUUUUGAAGGGGAAGGUGAUUCCUAUAUUUGAGGCUGCAAAUCAUGGCACGGUUGCCAGGGAUUUUACUUACAUUGAUGAUAUUGUGAGAGGUUGUUUAGGGGCUCUGGAUACGGCGGAGAAGAGCACGGGAAGUGGGGGGAAGAAGAGGGGCCCCGCACAGUUGAGGGUGUUCAAUUUGGGGAAUACUUCGCCGGUGCCGGUUAGUGAACUUGUGGGCAUUUUGGAGAGGCUGCUGAAGGUUAAGGCGAAGAGGAACAUAAUGAAGUUGCCACGGAAUGGAGAUGUUCAGUUUACACAUGCCAACAUUAGCCACGCGCAGAGGGAGCUUGGUUAUAAGCCAACAACAGAUCUUAAUAGUGGUUUGAAGAAAUUUGUGCGGUGGUACCUGAAUUACUAUUCUGGGGGGAAGAAAGCUGUUGAGUAA
Molecule: messenger RNA, 1317 nt
Organism: Sphenostylis stenocarpa
Lineage: Eukaryota; Viridiplantae; Streptophyta; Magnoliopsida; Fabales; Fabaceae
Source: the annotation of a GenBank genome assembly